AGAAGAGAUGGAAGAUUCAGAAUUCGAGAGCAGACAGCGGAAUCAAUAUGGAGACAAAUGUUCAGAAGACAGAAAAAUGCCUUUAAUCAGAAAACGUCCUUAAUCAAGAUCCGUCACUCUCUGAUCACUUCCGAACGAGACUUGCAGACUAUUGGGGAAAAAUAUCAGGAGAUGGACAGGACCCGGAGACAACAUCGACUAAAGGCCAUCGAGUUGUAUUCGACCCUUGAAUCCAGGAUAAUCGCGAAUUCCGUCCGUGAGCUCGGCCAGGCCACCUGUCUCAGGAAUACGUGUAUCCUCAACCACAACAGCUCUAUCCCCGAACGCAAAUUAUACUGCCAAUUGUUAAACAGCGAUAGAGCUGAACCUGAUGUAUCGUACGCGGAAGUUAAGUUAAAGACCCCCUCGGCUCCCCGGGUCCGGAAAGAUCGAGACGGUCAGAACACCACCUACUCAGAGCUGAACGUUCGGAAAAAGAAACCCCGCAUCGAUAAGGACGAACAUUCUCCCAUUUCCUCGGGUCCCGGCGGGCGGUCAACCGCAGCAGAAACAGCUGAACCUGAUGUAUCGUACGUUGAAGUUAAUUUCAAGACCCCAUCGGCGCCCCGGGUCCGGGCAGAUCGAGAUGGUCUGAAAUCCACCUACUCAGAGCUGAACGUCCGGAAAAAGAAACACCGCGUCGAUGAGGACGAAGAUCCUCCCAUUUCCUCGGGACCCGGCGGGCUAUCAACCGCUGCACAAACAGGUCAGAGUCCAUAG
Messenger RNA from Hypanus sabinus (Atlantic stingray), 759 nucleotides. RefSeq lists its product as uncharacterized. Bases 58 to 759 code for a protein of 233 amino acids. The record is from RefSeq and is a predicted model, not a curated record. NCBI's taxonomy places the organism in Eukaryota, Metazoa, Chordata, Chondrichthyes, Myliobatiformes, Dasyatidae. The transcript is spliced from 6 exons.